CAAACCAAGUCUUUCUCCUAAAGAUGAAGACUGCACACACGCUGCUCCUGGCAGUCGCCUUCCUCGUGCUGGCAUCAGAGGCUGCAGUGAAGGCGGACAAUUGUGCAGCGUCACUUCACAAGACGCCGCUACCGUGUGAUCAGGUAGGUUGCCUGCACAUUUGCCGCGAGCAUGUGAAUGGGGAAGGGCACGCGUGCCCUCAAUGCAAUUGGAGUGCUAGUUGCAACUAUAAUGGACUAUGCCGGUGUGAUGUCUGCCUCCCUCCUCCUUCUGCCCCUAUCCAACACCAACAGAGUGACUGAUAUGUACAUCUUUCUAACAUAGGAAUAGGAUGGUUAAUCAGCUCUCUGUAAUA
Messenger RNA from Triticum dicoccoides, 355 nucleotides. RefSeq lists its product as uncharacterized. The record is from RefSeq and is a predicted model, not a curated record. The transcript has 2 exons. Lineage: Eukaryota; Viridiplantae; Streptophyta; Magnoliopsida; Poales; Poaceae. The coding region runs from base 24 to 302 and encodes 92 amino acids.